UCCUUGAACUCUGGAAGUAUAUUCCCUCAAAGUCCUUCUCUCGCUCUCUCUCAAAUUCCAUUUUCCCAGCACAGAGAUCACCCAGCGCAUGGUUAGAGUUGUAAAUUUAUAAUCUUCCUCGUCCGGUUUACAGUCUAAACCCCGGCACCAAGGCGUCUCAAAGGUCACCUGAGUUAAGCUGUGCAAAUUAAAACUCCAAUUUUAAUGGAGGGACCAGGAGGUGAUAUGACCACAGUGGUGCCGCUUGCCAAGUGGAGAAGCGAGUUUUCGAGGACCUUUCAGUAUUAUUUGGACCGAUCGACGCCUCACCCACUUCAGAGGUGGCUAGGAACACUUGCAGUUGCAAUGAUUUACGUUUUGCGUGUUUACUAUGUAAAAGGUUUCUAUGUUGUUUCCUAUGGUCUGGGGAUCUAUGUCUUGAACCUCUUGAUUGGGUUUCUGUCGCCAAAGAUUGAUCCAGAGCUUGAAGCAUUGGGCGGGGCUUCUUUGCCAACAAAAGGUUCUGAUGAAUUCAAGCCUUUCAUUCGCCGUCUCCCAGAAUUUAACUUCUGGUAUUCCAUCACGAAGGCUUUUAUUGUUGCAUUUGUCUUGACCCUCUUUUCUGUGUUGGAUGUACCUGUGUUCUGGCCAAUCUUGCUCUGCUACUGGGUUGUACUAUUUGUCCUCACGAUGAAACGACAAAUCCUACACAUGAUCAAAUACAAAUAUAUCCCAUUCGAUCUUGGAAAGCAGAGGUAUACUGGUAAGAAGUCAGCUGGAACUAGUAGCCGUUCAAAUAGAGACUAAAAGCUAUAAAUGUGCUGAUCCAAGAGAAAGAAGAAAAGAGAUGCUGAAGACCUGAAUAUGGUUCAAGGAGAAAUGGGAAAUUUAGACUUUGAACACGGUUGUAGAUAUUCGAACAUGUACUUCACCGUGUAUAAUUGAAUUGGAUUUGAGAAAUCAUUUUUAGGCAGAAGGUUCACUUUUGGCCUUCGCUUUUUCUGUAGUUGAGCAAAAAUUCAUGCAUGUUGAAUUAAGAUUUUGUUUCUUAUA
This is a messenger RNA of Alnus glutinosa, 1032 nucleotides long. RefSeq names its product protein RER1B-like. The record is from RefSeq and is a predicted model, not a curated record. Gene Ontology annotation, biological process: retrograde vesicle-mediated transport, Golgi to endoplasmic reticulum; protein retention in ER lumen. Bases 205 to 786 code for a protein of 193 amino acids. NCBI's taxonomy places the organism in Eukaryota, Viridiplantae, Streptophyta, Magnoliopsida, Fagales, Betulaceae. Gene Ontology annotation, cellular component: Golgi membrane. The transcript is spliced from 4 exons.